Achroia grisella is the source of this 6606-nucleotide messenger RNA. RefSeq lists its product as uncharacterized. Gene Ontology annotation, biological process: DNA integration. The transcript has 2 exons. The record is from RefSeq and is a predicted model, not a curated record. NCBI's taxonomy places the organism in Eukaryota, Metazoa, Arthropoda, Insecta, Lepidoptera, Pyralidae. The coding region runs from base 1 to 6606 and encodes 2201 amino acids. Gene Ontology annotation, molecular function: nucleic acid binding; zinc ion binding.
AUGGCGAACUCAACUAUAAGGAUUGAAUCUCUAAAUCGAGAAAAUUACGACAGUUGGAGGAUUCAAGUACAGGCAUUACUUAUAAAGAAUGAUGCCUGGCCAUAUGUAAGUGGGCGUAAGCCAAGACCAGUGGAUAUAACAGAGCUGGAGAAAUGGGAAACGGAAGAUGAAAAGGCGCGAGCAGAUAUUAUUUUAUGUAUGAGUGGCAGUGAGUUGCGGCACGUACGAGGGUGCACUACUUCACGCGAGGUAUGGCUUAAGUUGGAAUCUUUGUAUGCUUCGAAAGGUCCAGCGAAAAAGGCAACGUUGUUAAAACGACUGACUCUACAUAAAAUGGUAGAAACCGAUGACUUACGAGAGCAUCUGAAUGGAUUUUUUGAUGCAGUAGAUAAGUUGGGUGAUAUGGGUGUAAACAUACACGAGGAUCUGCUCUCCAUAAUGUUAUUAUACAGUUUACCGGCGAGUUUUGAGAACUUCAGGUGUGCCAUAGAAUCCAGAGAUGAGGUACCCCAUCCAGAUUUUUUGAAAGUUAAGAUCUUGGAAGAGUACGAGUCGAAGAGACAAAUGGCGAAUCCACCAGAAGGGGUGCUGUAUUGUCAUAGUAAAAAGUAUGGAAGAUCGUUCGUUAAGAAUAGAAAGGAAAAGACAGAUUUUAAGUUUAAAUGUUAUAAAUGCCACGAAUUGGGUCAUAAAGCCAAGGACUGCAAAAAGAAGAGAGAGACUCAAGGAGGGAACUUAGCACAAAACUUCGUUAAAAACUAUAGUCUAAUGUUAUAUAAUGUUUCAGAUCCAGAACAAUGCAAUGCUUCCAAUAUAAUGUGUAAAAACGACUGGAUAUUGGAUAGUGGGUGCACGUCUCAUUUAUGUAACGACCCGCGUAAGUUCGAAUCUCUGAACAACAAUUCGGAUAAACUGAACUUAGCUACAAACCUGAGUACUAAUAUCAAAGCCGGAUUGUUGGAAGAAGAAAGCAAGACUGCACAGAGAUCAAGAUCACAGAUGCCAACAACAAGAAGCCAAAGAACAGCCAUGGAAGCUCAAUCAAACGAAGAAAACACCGCCGCCGUCACGUCGCCUGUCGCCGCCACGCCGACCGUCGCCGCCACUACGUCGCCUGCUGCCGCCACUACGUCGACCACCACGACGUACACGUCCUCGGAACCUACUGCUACCACGGAGACUUCCGCGGAGACUUCUGCGGAGACUACCACAACAAUUCCAAGGGCGCCGCGCACCACAGCUUCAAAAAAGAAGAAAGAAUUGGCUAAAGCCAGAGAAGAAUUGCUACGCAAGGAGGUAGAACUGGCCGCCGCACGCGUCGCAGCAUUGGAGGCGGACACGGACGACGAAGAGGAGGACGAAAAUGAAGAGGACGCCGCCACAUUAAGAAGAGAGAGGACUACGGACUGGAUUCGCCGGACGAGCACAUUGGCACUCACAAUGGAGCCGCACACAGAGAGGACGACCGCCGACUUGCAUCAGGGGAUUAAUAUCUCAUCGAUACCCGCCGGAGAGGGAACGAAAGCGCCGCAGCCGCAGCCGUGCAGCGACGCAUUCCGACGGGACCAUGCAAGCCACAACGGUCCGAGGGAAGACUCCAUAGCACCAAUGAUGCCAACGAAGAAAGAAGAGGAUUCACUGAAGGGGGGCAUCGACUAUAAGGAAUUGGCGACUGCAAUGACUAUGGCAGCUCGCGCAAUUCAGCCUUCCACAGUGCCGCGAGUCACAGAACUACCACCCUUCAACGGCGCGUCAAGCGAAUGGCUGCCCUGGAAGAUGGCCUACGAAGAGUCUGCGGGGCAGCUGACCGAGCAAGAAAACUUGGGUAGAUUACGUCGGUGUUUAAAGGGUGCGGCCAAAGAGGCUGCACACUGUCUUUUCGUCGGGGAUACGUCUGCAGCAGAAGUAAUACAAUUACUUGCUACGAGGUUCGGCCGUCCAGGAGCACUCGUGAUGGCCGAGAUGAAUAAACUUCGUGCGCUGCCGCGGCUGUCAGACAACCCCAAGGACAUCUGUCUAUUCGCAUCCAGAAUAGCCAAUGUCACUGCAACAAUUCAAGCCCUGAAGAAGAACCACUAUUUGUACAACGAAGAAGUGACAAGAUCCAUCACGGAGAAGAUGCCUUCUGCGCUACGAUUCAAAUACUACGACUUCGUAGCAGAACAGCCAGCUGAUCAACCGGACCUGAUAACGCUCUCCAAGUUCCUGCAAAUCACCGCAGCCAGGUGCGGUGACUUCGCACCCGCCGAAAUAAUAGUAAAUGAAGACCGGCGGGAGCCAGCAACGAAGAGAAGCGUGAAAACAUACAUCACGCAGGAGAAACCGACUUCACCGCCGUGUCCGACGUGCAACAGGGAGGGACACGCACCACCCGAUUGCAUCACUGUGAAGAACGCCGAGCCACAAGCAAGAUGGGAGAUAGCAAAAAAACACAGGCUAUGUUUCCGUUGCCUGAGGAUAAAAAGAUUUCGUCACAACUGCAAGACGAAGAGAUGCAACGUUGGUGGGUGUACACACCUACAUCACCCACUCCUGCACGUCGACACUAUAGAGAAGAAGGACAGCGAGCCCUCCGAUGAUAAAGCAGCCGCAGUCGUCGCGUCUGCGAGAGAAGAUAAGAAGAUCGCAUUCCUCAAGAUAGUGCCGAUACAAGUGAUCGGUCCCAAAGGAACGUGCGAUACAUACGCACUCCUGGACGACGGCGCAACGUGCACCAUCAUCGAAGAAGCAACAGCGAAGCAAAUCGGCGCCACUGGCCCUCCCGCACCCUUCUACAUAGAGGCCGUGGCCGGGACACGUAUAAACGCCGAUGAAUCGAAGCUUGUCCACUUCACAAUACGGGGACGAAGAUCGGAAGAUCAUGCCGUGUCUGCGCGAACCAUGAAGAAACUACUGUUAUCUCCACAAACAGUAUCACGCAGCACAAUAGAAGACUGUCCACACUUGUACGAUAUAAUAGAUCAGCUGACAUAUGAAGAAGGUCAACCGACGGUUCUGCUGGGUCAAGACAACUGGCAUUUGCUGCUCGCACAUGAAGUCAGAAGAGGCAGUAAGACACAACCGGUCGCAUCACUCACCGACCUGGGUUGGGUGUUGCACGGCACGGGAGCGGCGAGAGCGAGACAGCAAGUGCACAGAAUCAGUCACUUAGUCGACGGGCAAGAAAAUGAAGAAUCCAUAGAGCGAUUAAUGAAAGAACACUUCGCUCUCGAAUCACUGGGCGUUACACCGAAGCGCUCAUACAAUGAAGAGGAACAACGCGCGCUGAAAAUAUUGCAAGAAAAAACUCGCCCGUUACCGGCGGGAGGCUACGAGACCGCGUUGCUAUGGAAACGCGAUAACGCAACGCCGCCGGCUAACUACGACUCAGCAAUGCGACGCCUCGAGUUAAUUGAGAAAAAACUCGACAAGAAUGAAGACAUGAAGAACAGAUAUAAACAGCAAAUUACCACGCUGUUAGAAAGGGGAUAUGCAGAAAUCGCCCCACCGGUGAAGACUGAACGAGUAUGGUACCUGCCACACUUCGCUGUCAUCAACCCACAGAAACCGGACAAGCUGCGCAUCGUGCACGACGCCGCCGCCAAGACAAGGGGCAUUAGUCUCAACGACAUGCUGCUGUCGGGACCCGACCUACUCCAAUCACUACCUGGGGUCCUCAUGAGGUUCCGACAGCGCCGUGUGGCGGUCACAGCGGACAUCAAGGAUAUGUUCAUGCGUGUCACAAUACGAGAAGAAGACCGAGACAUGCAACGGUUUCUAUGGAGAGGAGAUCGACGCCAGGGUCCAGCUGUCGAAUAUAGGAUGAAGAGCGUCAUCUUCGGGGCCACUUCGUCGCCAUGCACGGCGAUAUACGUGAAGAACAAGAACGCCGAACUACAUAAAGAAGAGUUCCCGGAGGCGGCUGCAGCGGUGGUUGUCAAUCACUAUGUUGACGACUACCUCGCUAGCUUCGACACUGAAGAGCAAGCCGUACGAGUCUCAAGCGAGGUCGCCUACAUCCACAGCCGGGCGAACUACUAUCUUCAGCGCUGGGCAUCGAACUCGCGCCAUGUACGAGAAGAGUUCUCACAUAGAAAUGAAGAGAACAUGGUGCAACUCGACGCUGAGAAGAUACUGGGAAUGGUGUGGCGGCCUGAGGAAGACAGUCUCGGGUUCAACUUCAACGGGAACAAACUUCCGUUACACAUCAUACGAGGCGAACGCACCCCAACGAAGAGAGAAGCCCUCCGCGCCGUUAUGUCGCUGUUCGACCCAUUGGGCCUGGCCACACCCGUCACAAUACAAGCCAAGAAGAUAUUACAAGAAACGUGGCGCACGGGUAUCGGCUGGGACACCGAACUGCAAGAACGGGAAGCAGCAGCGUGGCGGAGCUGGAUAUCGCACGCACAGCAGUUACCCCACUUGGUAAUACCACGGUGUUACCCCGGUGUGGCGACGGCACAUACGACGGAGCUUCACACAUUCGUCGACGCGAGCUCAGAUGCAUACGCCUGUGUCGUAUACUGGCGGGCCGUAUGCGUGACCGGCGAGGUGCGUGUGUCACUCAUCGCAGCCAAGGGAAGAGUGGCCCCUUUGAACAAGGUCACCACUAUACCACGUCUGGAGCUGCAAGCGGCCGUACUAGGGAGCCGCCUGUCACGCACGGCUGUCGAAGAACACGAUCUGAAACCUGCCCGUCGUGUCUACUGGUCGGAUUCGCGUACCGUACUGUCUUGGUUACGCACCGGGCCGCGUGCAUUCAAGCCCUUCGUCGCUCACCGAGUCGCUGAAAUUAUGGAAGAUACGAAAACGAACGAGUGGAGAUGGGUGCCGACGGCCGACAACGUCGCGGAUGAUGCCACACGCGACGUACCAUACCAUUUCACUUCAACACACAGAUGGUUCCGGGGGCCGCAGUUUCUAUAUCGACCAGAAGAAGAGUGGCCUCAUGAAGGCGAUUCCCACCAUACGGAAAAUACAAGCGAAGAGCGCGCCCACACAAUACAAGAUGCAACACGAUUAUCUCGAGCGUUGCCCGAUCCCGCGCGAUUCUCCGACUGGAUGAAGAUCGUCCGCAGUACGGCCCGCGUAUUGCAAUUUAUAAAUAAAUUGCGACCACUCAAGCAACACUGCGCCGUCGCUACCCACAAGAGAAACAAAAAACAUGAAGACGAUCCCACGUGGCGAAGCAACAAGAUAAGAAAACCAGAACCGUCGAAAAGAAAAAACGUACGUGCGCCUGUGUGUUAUAUACCCAUAGAUACACACUACUUAGAACGCGCCCGUCGACUAUGGAUCCGCUCAAUACAAGAAGAGGCAUUCAGCAUCGAUAUAACGGCGUUGCGACGCAAUAAACAACUGUCGUCGAGUAGUCGACUUAUACAGUUGUCCGUUUUCAUCGACGAAGACAAUGUGUUGCGACUCCGCUCAAGGGUGUCGGCUGCCGUCGAUCUGUCCGCGGAGCAACGGGAACCACCCAUAGUCGACGGUCAACAUGUAUGGGUACGCCUGUACAUAGCAUGGGUGCACAGAAAACUUCAUCACGGAGGCUUCGAAACUACUGCGAACGAGGUGCGUCAACACAUGUGGGUGUUGCGCCUACGACAUGCCGUUCGUAGUGAAUUGAAGAGAUGCCAAACGUGCCGCAUCAGGAAAGCAGCACCAGCACAACCAUCAACGGGCAACCACCCACGCAGCAGGCUGGCACAUCAUCAGCGGCCGUUCACCUUCACCGGCCUAGACUACUUCGGGCCGAUGACAGUGACGGUGGGUCGCACGCAUCAGAAGCGGUACGGCGUGCUGUUCACAUGUCUCACCACGAGGGCUGUGCACCUGGAGAUCGCCGGCAGCCUCAGCACCGACUCCGCAGUAAUGGCUCUGCGGCGCUUUAUAAGCCGCCGCGGGUGCCCCACGGAGCUGUGGUCGGACCAAGGCACCAACCUCAAGGGUGCCGACCUCGAGAUGAAGAAAGCAGCCGCUGAAGCCAUGGAAGAAGAGUCGUCGGUGCGCUUUAUACGCUGGCGCUACAUACCACCGAGCGCUCCCUUCAUGGGCGGCGCCUGGGAACGACUAGUGCGCAGCGUGAAAACCGCGCUGGCCGCAACGCUGCAUGAACGAGCCCCGAAAGAAGAAGUCCUUCUCACCCUGCUGGUGGAAGUAGAACACACGCUCAACAGUCGACCUCUCACCCACGUGUCGACAUCAGCAGACGACGAGGACGCACUCACCCCCAACCACUUCCUAUUGGGAGGUCCGUCCCGCGUACCACUGCCGGGAGCUUUCGCUGAGGGCGAUACGGCGGGCAGGAAGGAGUGGCGCGCCAGUCAGUGGCUCGCUGACUGCUUCUGGAGGCGCUGGGUAACCGAAUAUUUACCCCAGCUACAACACCGGCGGGAGCCCCGAGCUACACACGGAGUCAUCAAGUUAGAAGACUUGGUGCUGCUGGCAGACGGCAACUUGCCUCGGAACUCCUGGCCGCGCGGCGUGGUGGUGGCUACGUAUCCGGGACCGGAUGGUGAAAUACGGGCGGUCGACGUGCGCACUAACAAGGGGAUACUUCGGCGACCUACGAAGAAAUUAGUAAUCCUGCCAAUCGAGCAACGCGAACUCGAAUUAAAUACAGCUUAG